This is a messenger RNA of Gastrolobium bilobum, 743 nucleotides long. RefSeq names its product cytochrome c. Gene Ontology annotation, cellular component: mitochondrial intermembrane space. The transcript is spliced from 3 exons. Lineage: Eukaryota; Viridiplantae; Streptophyta; Magnoliopsida; Fabales; Fabaceae. The record is from RefSeq and is a predicted model, not a curated record. Gene Ontology annotation, biological process: mitochondrial electron transport, cytochrome c to oxygen; mitochondrial electron transport, ubiquinol to cytochrome c. Gene Ontology annotation, molecular function: electron transfer activity; heme binding. The coding region runs from base 116 to 454 and encodes 112 amino acids.
UUUGGGUUUUCGGCAAUUUAGAAAAUAUUGUGAGUCUAAGUCUAAGCAUAUUCCCACUACAUUUGCCCCCUUUUGUUUCGAUUCUCUUCUGGAAGCUUCGGCGUCGGCUACAGCGAUGGCGUCGUUCGAUGAAGCACCUCCCGGAAACUCUAAGGCUGGUGAGAAGAUCUUCAAGAUGAAGUGCGCUCAGUGCCACACCGCUGAAAAAGGUGCUGGCCACAAGCAAGGACCCAAUCUGAAUGGUUUGUUUGGAAGGCAAUCUGGCACAACUCCCGGAUAUUCAUAUUCUGCAGCUAACAAGAACAUGGCUGUGAUUUGGGAGGAAAAGACCUUAUAUGAUUACUUGCUUAAUCCCAAAAAGUAUAUUCCUGGGACGAAGAUGGUGUUUCCUGGUCUUAAGAAGCCUCAGGAUCGUGCUGAUCUUAUUGCAUAUCUCAAAGAAUCCACUGCAUGAUGAUUAAAUUUUCAUACAUUCAGUUAUGCAUUGUGCUUUUGAAGUUCUGGAGAUUUAAUUUUCAGAUAUUUGAUUCUGUGGUGCAGUAAGUACUGUAUCAUGGCAAAUAAAGUAGACUUGAUUGGUUUGCAAUGCUAUUUUGUUCAUUUUGCAUUGCUUCUUGAGAGUUUGCCAUAUAUUGGCUGGACUAAUGCUCAAUUAAAUUAGCUGUUGAAAGUUGAAACAUACUUAUCAAUAUUUAGUUAAUUGGAAGAACACUAUAGUCUUUCUUUGCAGGGUAUGUGGAUUC